Molecule: messenger RNA, 1054 nt
Organism: Vitis vinifera (wine grape)
Lineage: Eukaryota; Viridiplantae; Streptophyta; Magnoliopsida; Vitales; Vitaceae
Product: OVARIAN TUMOR DOMAIN-containing deubiquitinating enzyme 3
Exons: 8
Coding region: 152-832 (226 amino acids)
Biological process (GO): protein deubiquitination; endoplasmic reticulum unfolded protein response
Cellular component (GO): cytosol; nucleus
Molecular function (GO): cysteine-type deubiquitinase activity
Source: RefSeq, a predicted model, not a curated record
CAAUGUUUUUAACUAACGAAUUUUUUUGGAAGUCCAUCCUCAUAAAACGACGUCGUUUCUACGUAAAUAUGAAAUAGACGCCCUUUUUCAAUCGACGCCGACCCUUGCAGGCAGUCAUUCCCUUAUCUACUGCUGUCGCCUACAGAUUUUCAUGGCAAACAAACAGCAUUUUUCGAAUGAGGCGGUUCUUCAACAACUCAAACAUGGAAGAGCCCGGUUCGAGCUCGUGUCUUCCCCAGUUCCUUCAAUUUCGAGUCCAAAGUUGCCCACACUUUCCACUGAAAACGGACCCCAAUUCUUCGCUAGAAUCGGAUCGUCACUAGGUGGAGCAUCACCUGCAAUGAAGAAAGUGCAGCGUUAUUCAGUUCAGAAAGUUACUGGGGAUGGUCGGUGUAUGUUUCGUGCACUGGUAAAGGGAAUGGCUUUCAAUAAGGGUAUUGCUAUUAGUUCACGUGAGGAAAGAGAUGAUGCAGAUGAGCUACGGAUGGCUGUGAAAGAGAUCAUAUGUGGAAAUGGCAAAGAACGACGUCAGUAUGAAGAAGCAUUGGUUGCGAUCACUGUUGAGGAGUCUCUGAAACGUUACUGCCAACGCAUUGAACGGCCUGAUUUCUGGGGAGGAGAGUCAGAGCUACUGGUGUUAUCAAAAUUAUGUCAUCAGCCAAUCAUUGUAUAUAUACCGGAACAUGAGCAUACAAGGGGUGGAUGGAGCCCUGGUUUUAUUCCCAUUGCAGAGUAUGGGAGUGAGUUUGGUAAGAGUUCGAGAAACGGGAAACCCCGGGGAGUUGUGAGGCUGUUGUACAGUGGGAAGAACCACUACGAUCUGCUUAUCUGACUACUCAAUAAAUUCUUGGCAAGCUGCAUGGUCAUGCCAUUUUGUACGUGUAUUUUGAGCAAAAAGUCUAGAACCUUGCUCAUUUUAUGUGACAGAAAUUGGACGAUGAUACAGAAAACUUUUCUUUAAAAUUUUGUAUGUCAAGUGAAUCUGCAGCCACGCAUUUCUAACCAUGGGUGGCUGCCCAUUUGUUAUUUGUUUUAUUCUCUGUUUUUCCUUUCA